GCUUCCAGCUCCCCAGACAGGCCGAAAGCUGUCUGUCGUAGGAGGGGUGUACAGAUGAGCACCAGUUGCCCAGGGGAGCUCUCAGGGUCGAAUAGGAUAAAAUGAGAAACCGAUGGACGGGUUGGGCGGAGGCGGGCGGGUAGGAGGGCGGGGACAAGGAUUGGGAUUCUACUACCGUCGUUUCUCAUCUCUUACCCAUUGACAGGGCCAUGCCGCUCCCUGACCUGAGACCCUGGACCUAUCUGCUGCUGGUGGACGCGGCUUUACUGUGGCUGCUGCAAGGCCCUCUGGGGACUUUGCUUCCUCAAGGGCUGCCAGGACUAUGGCUGGAGGGGACCCUGCGGCUGGGAGGGCUGUGGGGGCUGCUAAAACUAACAGGGCUACUGGGAUUUGUGGGGACCCUUCUGCCCCCACUCUGCCUGGCCACUCCCCUGACUGUCUCCCUGAGAGCCCUGGUCGCGGGGGCCUCACAUGCUCCCCCAGCCAGAGUCGCUUCAGCCGCUUGGAGCUGGCUGCUGGCGGGGUAUGGGGCCGCGGGGCUCAGCUGGUCACUGUGGGCUGUGCUGAGCCCUCCUGGAGCCCAGGAGGAGGAGGCCCAGGCCAACAACAAAGUCUUGAUGUGGAGGCUGCUGAAGCUCUCCAGGCCGGACCUGCCUUUCGUCAUUGCCGCUAUCUUCUUCCUUGUCCUUGCUGUCUUGGGUGAGACAUUAAUCCCUCACUAUACUGGUCGUGUGAUUGACAUCCUGGGAGGUGAUUUUGACCCCCAUGCCUUUGCCAGUGCCAUCUUCCUCAUGUGCCUCUUCUCCUUUGGCAGCUCACUGUCUGCAGGCUGCAGAGGAGGCUUCUUCACCUACACCAUGUCUAGAAUCAACUUGCGGAUCCGGGAGCAGCUUUUCUCCUCCCUACUGCGCCAGGACCUUGGUUUCUUUCAGGAGACUAAGACAGGGGAGCUGAACUCACGGCUGAGCUCGGAUACCACCCUGAUGAGUGACUGGCUUCCUUUAAAUGCCAAUGUGCUCUUGCGAAGCUUGGUGAAAGUGGUGGGGCUGUACGGUUUCAUGCUCAGCAUAUCGCCUCGACUCACCUUCCUUUCUCUGCUGGACAUGCCUUUCACAAUAGCAGCUGAAAAGGUGUACAACGCCCGCCGUCAGGCAGUGCUUCGGGAGAUCCAGGAUGCAGUGGCCAGGGCGGGGCAGAUGGUGCGGGAGGCUGUUGGAGGGCUGCAGACUGUUCGCAGUUUUGGGGCCGAGGAGCACGAGGUCUGUCGCUAUAAAGAGGCCCUUGAACAAUGCCGGCAGCUGUGCUGGCGGAGAGACCAGGAAUGCGCCUUGUACCUGCUCUUAAGGAGGGUGCUGCACUUGGGGGUGCAGGUGCUGAUGCUGAGCUGUGGGCUGCAGCAGAUGCUGGCUGGGGAGCUCACCCAGGGCAGCCUGCUUUCCUUUAUGAUCUACCAGGAGAGCGUGCGGAGCUAUGUGCAGACCCUGGUGUACAUUUAUGGGGAUAUGCUCAGCAAUGUGGGUGCUGCGGAGAAGGUUUUCUCCUACCUGGACCGACAGCCAAAUCUGCCCUCACCUGGCACACUGGCCCCCACCACUCUGCAGGGGGUUGUGGAGUUCCAAGACGUCUCCUUUGCAUAUCCCAAUUGCCCCGACAGGCCUGUGCUCAAGGGGCUGACAUUCACCCUACGUCCUGGCGAGGUGACAGCACUGGUGGGACCCAAUGGGUCUGGGAAGAGCACAGUGGCUGCCCUACUGCAGAAUCUGUACCAGCCCACAGGGGGACAGGUGCUGCUAGAUGGAAAGCCCAUCUCGCAAUAUGAACACCGCUACCUGCACAGCCAGGUGGUUUCAGUUGGGCAGGAGCCUGUGCUGUUCUCCGGUUCUGUGAAGAGCAACAUUACUUAUGGGCUGCAGAGCUGCGAAGAUGAUAAGGUGAUGGCGGCUGCCCAGGCUGCCCACGCAGAUGACUUCAUACAGGAAAUGAAGCAUGGAAUAUGCACAGAUGUAGGGGAGAAGGGGAACCAGCUAGCUGUGGGACAGAAACAACGUCUGGCCAUUGCCCGGGCCCUCGUGCGAGACCCACGGGUCCUCAUCCUGGAUGAGGCCACCAGUGCCCUGGAUGUGCAGUGCGAGCAGGCGAAUGGAUUCUAGGUGGCUCCCCUGGGUGGUGGCUCUGCUAGUGAAUCUGACCAGACUGGAUUCCUCCGUGACUCAAGGCACAGACUCUCCAGCGAUGUGGGGAUGUUUGUGGCAUUGACGAAGCUGGGGAAGCCAGAUGCUGAGCAGUGGAACAGCCGGAUGGAUCUCUUGGAGAGGAGCAGGGAGGCAGUGGAUACGGUCUGUAGACACAAUUACAGGCUGGGUGCACCCUUCACUGUGGGAAGAAAAGUGCAACCAGAGGUAACGGUGUACCCAGAGAGGACCCCACUCCUGCACCAGCAUAAUCUGCUGCUCUGCUCUGUGACGGGCUUCUAUCCAGGGGACAUCAAGAUUAGCUGGUUCCUGAAUGGGCAGGAGGAGAGAGCUGGGGUCCUGUCCACUGGCCUUAUCGGGAAUGGAGACUGGACCUUUCAGACUGUGGUGAUGCUGGAAAUGACUCCUGAACUUGGAGAUGUCUACACCUGCCUUGUUGAUCACUCCAGCCUGCUGAGCCCUGUUUCUGUGGAGUGGAGAGCUCAGUCUGGAUAUUCUUGGAGAAAGAUGCUGAGUGGCAUUGCAGCCUUCCUACUUGGGCUAAUCUUCCUUCUGGUGGGGAUCGCCAUCCAGCUCAGGGCUCAGAAAGGUAACGAGCCUGUGAGGAGAGCCCUGCCACCUGCCCAAGGGCUUCCCUGCUCCCGUCUUCCCUAACGUCAAAGAUCUGAGGACAUGUGGGGACGCAGAUGUCUGGUGAUGAGGUCUCAAGAGCGGUUCUGCUCCCUCAGCCAUGCUAAAGUCCUCACGGAAGCUUCUCUCCCUGGAGCAUAAAGUAGUGAUGGGUAGUCUGGGCCCUGGGUGAGGUAAAGGACGUUCCUGAGGCCAGUGUUCUGGGAAUAACUCUCUUCCUUGAUCCUUGGAGGAGUCCAAUGUGAUUCUGGAACUCUGUGCUCUGAGAUUAUGCAUCUCCCACCCAUCUGCCCUUCUCCCUCCUACAUGUGUACAUCUUUAAUCCCCAUUGCCAAGGACUCUGUCCAGAAACUCCCCUAAGACCUUACUUCUUCCAGCCCCAAAUCAUUUACUUUUCUGUGAUCCAGCCCUGCCCCUAUAAGCCAUGAUGUCCAAAGCUUUCCGUCUUCCAGCUGCAGUCUCCACAGUCUUCAGAAGACAAAGGCUCAGGUAGUCACUGUUUCCAAAAACCUCUUUGUUGUAGAAUAAAACGGAGAUACAGAGAACCACGCAAAAUGUAUAAUUUAGUGAAUUAUUUAAGGAAAACUCCCUGUAAUCAAGUCAAGAAACAGGACUUUGCCAGCUCCAGCAGAAGUCUCUGUGUACCUCAGGCCAAUCAAAACCUCACCCUCCCCUCAAAAGUGUUCGUAUCCUGACUUUCUGGUAAUCUCUUUCCUGCCUUUUUGUGUAGUCUGUUCCCCCAGGUAUGUGUUCCUGGACGCUACCGCUUAGUUGCCUUUUACGUCUCUUAUACUUCACUGGUUUCUCUCUCAUCUGCCUUUGUGUCCUCUUAUGAUUAAUCUGCUGAAAAGCUCAAGCCAUUUGACCGGUAGCAUUUCCCACACUCUGGAUUUUGCUGGCUGCAUACACAUGGUACAGUGUAACAUGUCCUCUGCCCUCUGCCCUCUGUAUCUCCUGCAAAUUGGCAUCUGAACGCAGAGGCUGGAUCAGACUCUGGUUUGAUCUUUUCCUUUGGAAAGUCUAUACGUGGUACUGUGGUCUUUCACCACGAGAUGAAAUUUCCAGCUGUUUCUCUUUUUGUGAUGUUCGCAAUCAUUGAUAUCAAUUGCCUAGGUCGUUAAUUUGUUGGGGGUUGUUAAAUGGUGAUAUUCUGUCAUUUUUUCUUCAUUUAUAUGCUUCAUUAAUGCUAUAAAGAGACACUUCCUUUCCUUUGCUAGUGAAGAGACAUUUCCCUUCACUUACUAGUCAGUGGAAAGGCAGAAUCAAUGAUUGACUCUCCUUUUAUUUACCAAUUUUCAAGCUAAUAAGUUGGUUUCCUAAUACUAAUAAAAUCUACAGAUGCCAAUCAGGCUUUACUUUUCAUUUUUUAAGUAAGUAUAAACAGAAGGAUUUAAAUGUUUGAUAGAUUUUACUCUAUUGCAAUUUUUAUGCUUGUUGAAGCUUACAUGCUUUAUUUUUGGUGAGUGAAAACUUUCUUCAAGUGGCUAAAAAUGAAACUGAGUUCCUUUGACACAAAGUUCUUUUGAUAAUUUCUUUGUUAUCUGGGAUGAAAAGAUGUUUCUGGUUCAUUCUCUUCAUUUCUUGCCCAGACCAGGAGGUAGCCAUUUUUUUCAGAAAUCUCUGGUUUAUUUUAGUGGGAAAUGACAUUUAAGACUAUAAUCCAGAGUUAGGGAGCUUCAUCCUACUGAACCCACUGCUUGAGUCACCUCAGAAGUGGCGGCAAGGGAGUUUCCACAAGGAAGUGCUUCAAACCAUCCUGAGGUGGUGUGGGUCAGGAUUCAAAGAAAGAAGCAUGAAAUGCCAGGGUGAUCAGUCCAAAGCAUUUAUUUGGGGAAUUUACCUACGGAGGGCUUCAGGAGUCUUAACAGACAGCAAGAGAAAAGGGAUGUUCUGCCUGGGUAUUUCUGCAUUGAGGGAGUCAGGGUAUGGAGUUUAUAUGAGGGUUUAAAGAAUUUGGCUCAGGGCUGGGACACAGUUUCAGCGUUCAGGGCAACAAGCUAGAUACCUAGUGCCUGGGAGUGUUCAAGGCCUUGGCUUGGGUUCAGGCCUGCUGGGGAAAACCUGCAGUUGGCUGGGUCACAGAGGCAUUCUGUGAUUUUUCAGUCAGGACAUGGAAAGAAAGCAGGGAGAGGGGUUGUGGAGGAGCCUAAACAGAUAGGAGUGGUCAUUGUGUCCAGCCUGUUCAAUGGAAAUAUAACAUUUAUAUAUGUAUACAUUUAAAAAAUCAGUCUUUUCUAUAUUACGUCUGCAUCUCCUUUCUUUUACACCAAGAACUCUGUUUUUUAAGGAUGCAGAGACAGACACUAUUAGAAAGUCCAUACUUAUUUGCUUUUCCUGAAUGAACAUAGACAGCAGUCUAAGGAUAAUAACCUUCAUACUACAACCACAAAAUGACUACUAAAAACGGUUGACAUUCUUUUUAGCUACAUUCUCCAUUCUUACCUAUGUUCUCCCCACCUUUCUAGUUGAACUAUGUCUAUGUUAAUUGAUCUUGUGCCAUUACAGAGAUUACUUGCUCCCUUAUGAGUCCUAGUUCUGUGAGUUGAGCUAUGUUUAAGGCUCACCAUCAUUCCCUAUGCUGAUGUCCCUGUCAUGUGGCAUUUUUCAGGUGUGAUCCUUGGAUCCAUGGGGGUCCCUGGGACCUUUCAAGGGGCCUAUGAAGUCAAGCAUUUUUGUAGCAAUGCUAAGAUGUUAUUUGCCUUUUUCACUGUAUUAUUUGCAUAGUGGUGCAGAAAUCUAUGGUAGGUGAGACUGUUAGUGCCUCAGCACAAAUCAAGGCGGUGACACCAAGUCGUGUAGGUAGUCAUGUUCUCCACUGCCCUAAGCUUACAGUAAAGAAAAGAAAGAAAGAAAGAACCAGUGACUUUGAUGAAGCAAUAAAAUCAUUAGUUUACUAAAUUUUAAACCUCAAGCACACAUCUGUUUAAUAUUCAGUGUAAGAAAAUAGGCAGCAUUUCUGGUGCAUACUGAUGGAAAGGCAGUUGUUCUGUGGAAAAGCCAUUGUAUAAUUGCAUGAGUUGUGAGUGAAGCUAGACGUUCCUUUUUUUUUUUUUUUUUUUUAUUUAAUGGGCGGAUCAUCAUUUUCCUUGAAAGAAUGACUGAAAGUCACAAUGUGAUUAUUCAGACUUGGGUAUUUGGUAGAAAUUUUCUCAAAAAUGAACAAAAUGAGCUUAUCCUAUCAAAGAAAAUAAUAUUGACAGUGGAAAUUGGAAUUUCAAGAGAAAAUUAAAAUUUUGGAAAACUUAUGUGUGCCGCAGCUUCUCACUACUUCAAGAUUUUCCUGAUGAGAUGGGUGGUGAUAUUAACAAAUAUGGUUUUAAAAACAUUGUUUCAUAAAAUAUGUCAGUACUUUAAAGAUCUGCAUAACCCCAUGAACAGUAAUUUACAAAUAAUCAAUGCAUGAUAUUGCAAAGCCAUGUAUAGAUGAAAAGAUACAUUUAAAGAUAAACUAGUGAAUUUUAACAUAACAGAAUAUGAAAAGUUAAUUGAUAAGGUUUCAGAUUCUACACCGCAACUAACCUGUAGGAAUCUGCUGUUUGUUGAGUUUUGGUGUCUUAUCAAGGAAGAAUAGUUACAAUAGCUGAAAAGGCUAUUGAAAUUUUCCUCCUUUUCCCACUGUGUAUCUGAGUGAGAUGAGAUUUUCUCUCUGUACCUCAGCCAAAACAACAUACUGUUACAGAUUGAAUGUAGAAGAAUAUAUAACCAAGCUAGUUUUAUUAAGCCAGACAUUAAAGAGAUUUUUACAAAUGUUAAAUAAUUCCUUCUUUUUCACUAUUUAUCUGUGCUUGAAAAGACAGCUAUUUUCCAUAAAAAUAUGUUAUUAUGG
Sapajus apella (tufted capuchin) is the source of this 6648-nucleotide messenger RNA. RefSeq names its product transporter 2, ATP binding cassette subfamily B member (gene TAP2). The record is from RefSeq and is a predicted model, not a curated record. The transcript has 16 exons. Gene Ontology annotation, molecular function: ATP hydrolysis activity; ATP binding; ABC-type oligopeptide transporter activity. Gene Ontology annotation, cellular component: MHC class II protein complex; TAP complex; endoplasmic reticulum membrane. Lineage: Eukaryota; Metazoa; Chordata; Mammalia; Primates; Cebidae. Gene Ontology annotation, biological process: peptide transport; transmembrane transport; immune response.